AUGGGGGCGCUGCUGGCGCUUUGCCUUCUCGGCUGGCUGCGCUGGGGCCCGGUGGGAUCCCAGCAGUCCGGAGAGUACUGCCACGGCUGGGUGGACGUGCAGGGCAACUACCACGAGGGCUUCCAGUGCCCGGAGGACUUCGACACUCUGGACGCUACCAUCUGCUGCGGCUCCUGCGCUCUCCGCUACUGUUGCGCCGCGGCCGACGCCAGGGUGGAGCAGGGCGGCUGCACCAACGACCGCGGCGAGCUGGAGCACCCAGGCAUCACCGCGCAGCCUGUCUACGUCCCCUUUCUCAUCGUCGGCUCCAUCUUCAUUGCGUUCAUCAUCCUGGGCUCUGUAGUGGCUAUUUAUUGUUGCACCUGUUUGAGACCCAAAGAGCCCUCACAGCAGCCAAUCCGCUUCUCGCUCCGAAGCUAUCAGACAGAGACCCUGCCCAUGAUCCUGACCUCCACCAGCCCCAGGGCACCCUCCCGGCAGUCCAGCACUGCCACGAGCUCCAGCUCCACAGGUGGCUCCAUCCGCAGGUUCUCCUUUGCCAGGGCUGAGCCAGGUUGCCUGGUGCCCUCAUCGCCCCCGCCAUACACCACGAACCACUCCAUCCACCUGGCUCAGCCAUCCGGUUUCCUGGUGUCACCCCAGUAUUUCACUUACCCCCUCCAGCAGGAGCCCCCGCUGCCUGGGAAGAGCUGUCCAGACUUCAGCUCCAGUUGAUGCGCUUAGGCCAUGAAUCCACAACUCAGUCAAAUGGCAGAUAGGUGGAGCCCUACUGCCAUUGCUACAGCAAUUCUGAGAAAAUUUCCCUUGUAACUGAUCAAUGUCAUGGGGGAGCAUGCUAGGAAAACACAGCACCUUCUAAUUUGAAAGUUCCUGGCUCAAAUCACAGAAUGGCUGAACUAGAGUACUGUUUUCUGGUUUUGCAAACAUGUAAUCACUACAUUUCAAUUUAUGCUGCUUUUAUUCAAAAUAUGCAGCAGUUUGAUUUUAAAGUUGCAAGUUGGCUGAAACUGUUUUUCUGGACAUUCAGCUAUACUUCUUUGAAAGGUCUACGUGUUUCUUUUUCAUAUAAGUUGUUCAUUGAGUUAUGAACAAAUAUAUACAUAAAUAAGCAAAGAAAAAUGCCUAGUUGUAAUUAUUGAAGGUUCACUUAAAAAUUUAACUAUUAGGUAAACUUAAGGGGCAGUGAAUAAUUUGUUUAUGAUUUCAGGAGUAACUUAACCAUGAAUAACACUAGCAUAUGAGAACAUUUACUUUUUAAAUAAAUAACUAAAUUUUAUUUAAAAUACGUGUUUUUUCCCCAAAAUACAAAGUUUCAAUAACCACGAGUUUAAAGUUUUAAAUAUAUACUCAUUCAUUGUAACACAGAUUCUAUGUAAAAUCAUUUCCCCCACUCACUGAAGGGAGUAUUUAUUGCAGACUUUUUGUUUAGCAACAUUUAAUGUUUCAAUGAAAAUUGGACAGUUGGGGCUUAAAACAUUUAUUUGUGGCUGGGCAUGGUGGCUCCGGCCUAUAAUCCUAGCACUUUGGGAGGCCAAGGCAAGCAGAUCACCUGAGUUCGGGAGUUCAAGACCAGCUUGACCAACAUGGUGAAACCCUGUCUCUACUAAAAAUACAAAAUUAGCUGGACAUGGUGGUGCAUGCCCACAAUCCCAGCUACUUGGGAGGCUGAGGCAGAAGAAUUGCUUGAACCUGGGAGGUGGAGGUUGCAGUGAGCCGAGAUUGCACCAUUGCACUCCAGCCUGGGCAACAAGAGUGAAACUCCAUCUCAAAAAAAAAUGUGUUUGUAAAAUGAGCUAUGUACAUAUGUAAAUAUUUUAAUUUAAUGUAUUUACCACAUUGAAUGUACUAAUUAUUUAGUAAUCAUACUGUAAUUUUUAUGUUAAUAAUAACUGUGGAGUUCAAAGUCUAGCUAUUGGUAUAAUCAUCUAAUAUUAUAUAUCUCCAGUGCCACUGAUUUUUAUGUCUGAUGACUAUAUAUUUGGGCAUAUAUCUUAUUGGGUUAGAAUAAAUAAAAUGUUUCCAUGAACUCUA
Molecule: messenger RNA, 2031 nt
Organism: Callithrix jacchus (white-tufted-ear marmoset)
Lineage: Eukaryota; Metazoa; Chordata; Mammalia; Primates; Cebidae
Gene: SHISA3
Product: shisa family member 3
Source: RefSeq, a predicted model, not a curated record